AUGAGUACUAAUGGGUGGGAUGCACAGAUGCUAUACAACACUCUAUCUAGCCAUAUUGCAUUACACAUUAAGAGGAUACAGUUGGUCCAGGAAAACAAAAAUGAUUAUGCUAUAUGGAAUGCAACUGAGGAUGGUCAUUUUAUAAAUGGUUUUGCUUGGAAUAUAAUUAGGGAUCACAGAACAAUCAAUGUCACAAUCAACAUGGUAUGGCACAAAUUAAUUCCCUUCAAACAAUCUUUCAUGUGUUGGAAAAUCUUCCUUGGUAGAAUCCCCAUUAGACAAACUAUUACAAGAUUGGAUUCCCAAGAUACUGAAGUUUGUAGUUGUUGUCCAACACCUGUCAUAGAGACACUGCAACAUGUAUUUGUGGAUGGUAGAGCAGCCGAGUAUGUAUGGAAAGCCAUGGGCAAUCCUUUGGGAAUCAUCUAUCAACAAUUACCGAUCAGAGGUCUUCUUAAUAGGUGGUGGAACAUUAAGGCAAGAAACAUAGUCCACAAACUAAUAUUGCAAGCUCUUUCUGUAAUUAUCUGUUGGGAGAUUUGGAAAUCUUGGGCUGCAUGUAAGUAUGGGGACAACAACAGCUUUUACUUGUAUCGAAUGGUUACUCAAUGUGUUUGGAAUAUCAAGGAAGUUCUUCAGAAUGCAUCUCCUACUCUGGACACUACUGGUACAUGGAGUAAUCUCUGCAAAUUAGUGGAGAAGCUCAAACUUGUGGUCAUAUGUACCUCUGUUCAUUGGAUAAAACCAGCACCUGGGAAAGCUGGGAUUGAGGGUAUUGUGAGAAAUAGCAAUGGAGACUUCAUCUUUGCAUUUUCUAUCCCGGUACAAGCCAGUAGCAGCUCGCAAACAGAAGUCAUAGCAGCGAGAUUUGGGGUAGAAUGGUGCACUCAACAUGGCUACUCUCAUCUUCAUGUGGAGAUUGACUCUCUGAUUUUCACUAACAUCCUUACAAAUCAGAGCACCAACAACUUGAAGCUACAACACAUUAUCAAUGGCACAACUACUAUGCUUGACAACACUGUUUCUUGUAUCUCUCAUUGCCUUACAGAAGCAAACCAAAUUGCGGAUCUGUUGGCAAAGUUGGCUUCUACAAGUGGAAACAGGACCUUAUAUCACUCUCAUAACAACUUUCCUAAAGAGGCAAAGGGGUUGAUUCAACUUGACAAAUGGCAAAUUCCUACUUUUAGAAGACGAUAUGAAAAAU
Molecule: messenger RNA, 1204 nt
Organism: Nicotiana tabacum (common tobacco)
Lineage: Eukaryota; Viridiplantae; Streptophyta; Magnoliopsida; Solanales; Solanaceae
Source: RefSeq, a predicted model, not a curated record